CACGACAAAGUUAUUGUGCUCUUUUUACUUCCUGUUUGCUGGCUCACCAGGCUCGAAGUGUCCCGAACGUUCCGAAGCCUAAAGAGCGGAACCGAAGGAAGCGACACCGGAACUGACCGACGGCCGGUUCUACCGGACCGGACCGCAUGUUUGAGGGAAGCCUACCGAGCACCGCGCGGACUUUGUUUGGGUGCUCACGAUGCUAACGUCACCCGACGUGUCAAUCAUCUUCUCGACAUGUUCGCCCACAAGACUAAAAAGCCUCCAAGUCGACUUCCGGUUCGGGUUCUGCGCUUAGGUUCUGUUUUGAAGUGGACUUUUGGCGUGGGUUUGACUUUUAAUUUGGGUUUUGAAGUUGUUUGUUGACUUUUAACCCCCGCGGCUGUCUAUGAUGCUAAUUAGCAUUCUGUCGUCUACCCACUUCCGCUUUUAGUUGCGUGUCCGGCAUUAGGUUGCGUUGCGUUUGGACUUUCUGCUUCCGGUUGACUUGACGCUCCUUUGAUGACGAUCGUAUGCCAUGUCUGCUCCCGCUCGUGCCACGCCCUUGCCCACGCCCAGAGCGCCCUCGCCCGCCUCGCUGUGCUGCUGCCGCAAGUCUCCGUCAGCAGGGGGACGCUGCGCGGGGGAGUACCCCGCCGCCGCCGACGGCGGGUCUGGGCGGCGCCCGCCCGCGGACGUGGCGUCGGCGUCCAACUUGGUGGACUUCCGUCUGCGUCAUUUCCACUUGGACCUGCGCGUCAACUUUGCGCUGAAGGAGAUGAGCGGCUGGCUGGUUCUGGACCUGGUGCCCUUGGUCGCGGGAGUCCGGACCCUGGUGCUGGACGCGCACCCGUCCCUGCUGGUCCACGCCGUGGACUGCGAGACGAGCGACGGCCGGGAGCCCGCCUGCCUCGCCUUCCGCCUGGAACCCUUCGCGGACUUUGGUUCCGCCCUCAACGUCGACCUUCCUGACCCCGUUGAGGCCGGGACGCACGUGCGGGUCACUGUCAGGUACACGGCCACCGACGGGCCCGCGAUGUGGUGGUUGGACUCAGAGCUGACGUGCGGUCAAGAUCGCCCUCUGGUCUUCACUCAGGGUCAUUCUGUGUCCAAUCGUUCCUUCUUCCCGUGCUUCGACUCUCCGGCCGUCAAGAGCACUUACACGGCGGCCGUUCGUGUUCCGGACGACGUGACGGUUCUGAUGAGCGCGUCCCGUAGUUGGUACUCCAAAGCGGAGCGUGUGUUCCACUUUUCCAUGGACGCGCCGGUGCCUGCCUACCUGGUGGCGCUGGUGGCGGGAAACCUCCAGCACGUGGACGUCGGACCCAGGAGCCGCGUGUGGGCCGAGCCGUGUCUGCUGUCGUGCGCCGCCAAGAAGCUAGGCGGCAGCGUGGAGCGAUGGCUGACCGUAGCGGAGGGACUCUUUGGACCGUACCUGUGGGGGAGGUGCGACCUGGUCUUCCUGCCGCCGGCGUUCCCCAUUGUGGCCAUGGAGAACCCGUGCCUGACGUUCAUCAUCGCGUCCAUCCUGGAGAGCAGCGACUUCCUUCUGAUCGACGUGGUCCACGAGAUCGCGCACGCCUGGUUCGGCAACGCCGUCACCAACGCCACCUGGGAGGAAAUGUGGCUGAGCGAAGGCCUCGCCACGUACGCGCAGCGUAGGAUCACCACUGAGGCCUAUGGUGCUGCGUUCACGUGUCUGGAAAGUGCCGUACGAUUGGACGCUCUGCACAGACAGCUGCGACUGCUCGGCGACAGCAACCCAGUCAGUCGUCUACAAGUCAAACUGGAGCCCGGCGUGAACCCGAGCACGUUGAUGAAUCUUUUCACGUACGAGAAAGGUUUCUGCUUCGUGUCGUACUUGUCGUCGCUGUGCGGGGACGUCAGACGCUUUGACGGAUUCCUGCGGGACUACAUCAGCCAAUUCAAGUUCCAGAGCGUGGUGACUCAGGACUUCCUGGACUUGUUCCUGGCGACCUUUCCCAAGGCGGCGCAGGAGGAAGGUGUGGAUUUCCAGCGCUGGCUGACUGGCUGCGGGGCGCCGCCGUGCGAACCGGAUCUGUCGGCCGGCGGCACGCUGACAGGGCCAGUCCGGGACCUGAUCCGCGUGUGGACCCGCGGGUGCGCCCCUGAGCCGCAGGAGGAGGCGGCCGCCACGGCGGACCUGGCGGGUUGGAGCACCUUCCAGGUGGUUCUUUUUCUGGACUGCAUGCUGGACCACACCCCCCUGACGCACGAGGUGAUGUCUCGUCUGCGCGCGUGUUACGCGUCGCUGUUGGACGGGCUGAACGCGGAGGUACAAGUGCGCUGGCUGCAGAUGGUCGUCAGGAGCCUCUUCUACCCCGACGUGCCCCGACUCAACGACUUCCUACGAAAACACACGUCACGCAUGUACACGGUGCCCCUGUACGAGGACCUGGCGACGGGCGCCAUGCACGGCGUGGCCGUGGAGGCGUUCCAGCAGACUCGGCAACGUCUGCACCCCAACCUCCGACGAACGCUGCAGCAAAUCCUCUCGCAGGGGCAACAGGACGCGCACGCGCGCCUCACGCCGCUGCGGCCCCCCGACGCCGACGGCGUCUCCUUGCGAGACGUCAACGUGUCGGCAUGAGGAAGACCGAGACUUCCCGCUCGCAGACCAAAAUCAACAAACGAGAUCGUGAAGACGACAAACAAAAACAACACUUUGUUUUCUCUCUGUUCCCUUUUUCUUGUUUCUUUUCCAUCUUGUUGUUCUUACAUUUUCUGUAGCGCUUAUGCUCAUUUGGGCGCCUUAUCCCAGCAGACCGCCCGAUUCUUUGUCAGUUUGAAUGCCCUGGUUCAGCUUUUUGUGUGAGUGUGUAUAUGAGCGCGCGCAAACGAGCGUUUGUGCCUUGUCAACGGCGUGCGUUGUGGUUGUCAGGCUGCGCGGAGGUGAAGCGCGCGUCGUGGGUCGGCUCGGGUUUGUGCGAGCGUCGCAAGCGGGUCGGGAAGAAGUGCCAGCGCCACCGCCAGCUGCGCUUCGCAUCAAUACAUGGACUCGAACACGACCGGUACACUGUGCGGGUGUGCUUGGGGCAGACAGCGAUGCAUUCACUGUAGCUGGGACUAGUCUGUCCCGGUGAACUUUGACUCCAAGCGCAGGUGCUGCCGCAAUCCCAUAAUAGUCCUAACGGUCGGCUUCCGUGAAGUGUAGCCUCAAUUGAGCCUUCAUUCUGCUCACGCUUGAUUGCUGCAAAGAAAUGGCAAAUUCCCAGGUGUCUUUGAACGCAUCUUCACGAGUAGCAAAGGGAAAGUUUAUUAUGUGCAAAUAAAAAUUCUAAACAAAACUGGAAUCGCCUUUCUGUGUCUUUGCCUAAACUAAACGCACGAUGACAUCUAGUCAUCGUCGGCUCCGACGCGGCGCCACCCGCCCACCCCGAGGCGUCCGAGCGAGCCGCCGCAUCUUCCGCUCCAGUAAAGCUCUUUACGUUGCACUCGGCCGCUGCGCUCUCCCGUUGGCCGUGGUGAGUCACGUGACCGGGCCGCCAUUGUUCCGUGCAUAAAAGUCUACACGCACGCAAUAUUGUGUGUGAAAAAGAAUCCAGCGGUGAUGAACGCUCGUGUUUGAUCAAUUUGAUUGCGAUUAUUUUCAUUGUUGUUGGACAUUCUGCUGACUCAUCACUUUUGACGGCAAGUUUCUUGACAUUUGUCCGCCGCUUUCGUCCACUUGAAACGUUCUCUUGUUGGUGUGAGAUGAGCAGAGAAGGGCUGGUCGCCACGGCAACAUCAUCAGCAUCCAAAAAGAUGGAGAGGGUAAUGUACUUUUGGGGUUUGGAAAGUACUUCAAGUAUCGAUUGUCGUCAUGGUGAACGUGAUGAUUAACGUGCGUUGUUUUUGUGUGUGUGUGUCAGCGAGAGUCAGUCAGCGGCGUGAGCGACUCCUCGACAUCGAGCGACGUGAUGACCGUCACUUUGAACUUGGAGAAGUGUAACUUCCUGGGUGUCAGCGUGCUUGGGGAAAGUCCGGAUGACGUCGGCGCCGUGUACGUCGGCGGCGUGUACGUCGGAUCCGUCGCGGAGGACGGCGCAGCGGCGGCCGACGGACGCGUGAGCGCGGGGGACGUCUUGAUACGGGUGAGUACGACCGACUGCAUUUGUACUACAUACAGACAGACCCUUUCCAAAAAAUUGUAAUAUCAUGGAAAAGUCUCAUUUAUUUCCAUAACUCCAUUCAAAAAGUGAAACUUUCAUAGAUUAUAGAUUCAGGGCCCACAAUUUAAACAAUUUCAAGUAUUUGUUUAUUUUUACAUAAUUUGGGUUUCCAGCUCAUAAAAUCCACAAAAUCAGGAAUUCAAAAAAUUUGAAAAUACUGUGAAGAAAUCACGAUUUACUUCUCAGUUUUUGUAGGGAAAAAAAAAAGAAGAAAGAAAUUAGGGUCACAUUAAAUCAAUGAAAAUAUGGUACUUUCAAAACGAUAUCUUCAUCUUCAGUACUUGGUUGGGAAUCCCUUUGCAUGAAUCACUGUCUGGAUGCGCCGUGGCAUUCCCUGGUGCUGGUGCUGAGGCUGAGGCUGAGGCUUGCCGUCAGUUCUUCUUUGUUUUUGGGUCUGGCGCCCCUCGUUUUCCUCUUGAUAAUACCCCAUCCGUUCUCAAUGGGGUUUAGAUCCGGCGAGUUGGCCGGCCAGUCGAGCACUGGUGGCAUGGGCAUCGAAGCAGGUUUUGGUGCUUCUGGCGGUAUGGGCGGGGGCCAGGUCCCGCUGGAAGAUGAAAUCUGCAUCUCCAUACAGAUCCCCAGCAGAAGGAAUCAUCAAGUCUUCUAAAACAUUCUGCUAGACUGCAGCUAGAAUACUAGGGGAGACCUGCUAACCAUCAAGGAGGCUACUCCGGACUUUCUGUCACCAACUUUCGAAAAUCCGCUCAGUUUUUUCCCCGAGUUACUCACCGGAGCGGCGUCCGCGGUUUUCGGCGCAUGGAUGCGGAAGCGGCGCCACAGAGGAAAACGAGCCGGCAUUCAGGUGAAACUCCGCAAGAGAGGACACAGAUUGGCGUUCCGUUCGAUCCACCUCGCGAAUGUACGCUCCCUACCCAACAAAAUGGACGAGCUUAAUCUUCUGUUAAAGACCAGUAAAGACUUCGGACGUUCCGCGGCCAUGUGCUUCACGGAGACCUGGCUUUGCGACGCCGUACCCGAUGGCGCCGUCACGCUUCCCGGCUUCAACAUUCAUCGAGCGGACCGCGACAUGGAAUCAUCGGGAAAAACGAAGGGCGGCGGGAUAUGCCUCCAUAUAAACGAAAAAUGGUGUACGGACGUCACGGUGCUCAGCACACACUGCAGCCCGCAUUUGGAGUCGCUGUUUCUGAACUGUAAACCAUUUUACUCGCCACGUGAGUUUGCAUCGUUUAUACUGCCUGGAGUCUAUAUCACACCGCAAGCUAACACGAGCGCCGCAUUGCUAACGCUCG
Messenger RNA from Phycodurus eques (leafy seadragon), 5401 nucleotides. It is a transcript of the gene rnpepl1, whose product is annotated as arginyl aminopeptidase like 1. The record is from RefSeq and is a predicted model, not a curated record. Gene Ontology annotation, biological process: proteolysis. The transcript is spliced from 13 exons. Bases 518 to 2590 code for a protein of 690 amino acids. Lineage: Eukaryota; Metazoa; Chordata; Actinopteri; Syngnathiformes; Syngnathidae. Gene Ontology annotation, molecular function: metalloaminopeptidase activity; zinc ion binding.